CGGUAUUCCCUCUUUCAUGCUGCUUGCUGCUUGUGUCUGAAAUCUGGCGUCGCUGCGGAGAUGUUCGCACAGCCACCAUAACUGUUUACAUCGCAACUCCACGAGCGCGUCUAUCAUUUCAAUCAUCUUCAUUCUCAUCACCAUCAUCAUUAUUAUUAUUAUCAUUAUAUCACUUUGACCACUAUCAUUGUCAUCGCGCUUCCGCUGUGUGUGCACAAAUAUCGGAAUGUUUCACACCUUGUGUUGGUCAUGAGUGUUUGAGUGAGUGGUGCGCGUACCUUAUCAUCCCCCAAAGAGUGGAGACAGAAGAGACCAAAGAUGCUGUGGUCAGUGAUGAUCGUCGGCGUGGUGACCGUCACUGCUGUCUCGCGCCCUUCCAGUGCUUUGCACAGUGGUGAUCCUCUCGCGCAUCACGGCCGUUGCGAGCCCAUUACGAUCAAUCUCUGCAUGGACAUCCCAUACAAUGAAACCAUCAUGCCGAACCUGAUGAACCAUCAGAAACAGGAGGAUGCCGGUCAGGAGGUGCACCAGUUCGUACCACUCAUCAAGAUGAAAUGUAGUCCUGAUCUUCGAUUUUUCCUGUGCACUGUCUAUGCGCCGGUCUGCACAAUUAUCGAGAGGGCAAUACCACCGUGCCGGUCGCUCUGUGAAAGUGCGCGUUCCGGUUGUGAGAAAAUGAUGAACAGCUUUGGAUUUGCCUGGCCGGAGGCGCUCGAUUGUGCCAAGAUGCCGGAGAACGACGGCACGGAGCUGUGCGUAGGUACUAACGAGACUACCACACCUCGGGAGCCUGUGCCAGUUUAUCCUCCGCUUCGUAUGCCAGUGGCAGAGUUCCAGCCGACUUGGAACAAUGGCUUGAAGUACGCAGGUGGCUUUGCCCUGGGUGCCAGAGACUUUGGUUUCGUCUGCCCUGUCCAAUUCAAGGUACCUCACGGAUUAGGAUAUUCCCUGAAAGUUGGUGACAAGGUGGAACCGGACUGUGGAGCGCCGUGUGAUGGCAUGUUCUUCACCGAGAGGGAGAGAAGGUUUGCAAGAGUGUGGGUUGGCACUUGGGCUACUAUUUGUGCCGUGUCGUGUUUCUUCACGUUCCUAACGUUUCUCAUCGAUACAGAUAGAUUUAGGUAUCCCGAGAGACCCAUCAUUUUCUUGUCUGUGUGUUACCUGAUGGUCGCAUUGGCUUACGUGAUCGGUUGGGCGGCGGAUAAUUCCAUAGCUUGCAGAGAGCCGUUUCCGCCACCCAUGAGCAUGCAAAUAAGAAUGGCCUCCACGAUCACUCAGGGUACCAAACAUGAACUGUGCACUGUGCUCUUCAUGGUCCUCUACUUCUUCGGCAUGGCGUCGAGCAUUUGGUGGGUUAUCCUCACUCUCACGUGGUUUCUGGCGGCAGGAUUAAAAUGGGGACACGAAGCGAUUGAAACUAAUUCGCAAUACUUCCAUCUGGCUGCCUGGGCUGCGCCGGCCGUGAAGACUGUUACUAUCUUGGCGAUGGGAAAAGUAGAGGGCGAUAUAUUAUCCGGGGUUUGCUACGUCGGUCUUUGGAACGUGGAAGCUCUUCGAGGUUUCGUUUUGGCACCGUUGUGUGUUUAUCUGCUGCUGGGCAUCGUGUUCCUAUUGGCAGGCUUCGUCUCGCUCUUCCGCAUUCGCACGGUGAUGAAACACGACGGCACAAAGACGGAUAAACUCGAAAAACUCAUGAUCCGUAUCGGUAUCUUCUCCGUACUCUACAUCGUACCCGCACUCAUCGUCAUCGCCUGUCUUUUCUACGAGCAGGCGUAUUUCGACCAAUGGAUGCUUACGUGGAACAUGGAGAUGUGCUCGCGACCAGGUCUGCAAUCUCUUUAUUCGCUGCCAUGUCCGAUCGGUGAACGUACCCGCGAUCUCGGUCGCAGGCCCGAAUUUGCGGUCUUCAUGAUUAAAUAUCUCAUGGCGAUGAUCGUUGGCAUCACUAGUAGUUUUUGGGUAUGGUCGAGAAAAACGCUUACUAGCUGGCAACAGUUUUUCUACCACAUACGAGGCCGUCGUGCCGAGGCCUAUGUUUAAAAGUGUAGUCGUAUUUGUCCACAUAAAGACCUAUAUAUUCCUUUUAAUUUUGAAAAAAAUCAAAAAAUUUAAGAGUGAGUAUAUAUAUAUAUGAUGAAGAAUUUUUUAAGACUUUUAACUUUUAAUUUUAUUUGAGUACGCGCGAAUAAACUAAUCUCUUUUCUCGGCAUUUUAAUGUUACACUGUAUGUUCCUUGAAGAUUAGGUUCUGUGACUAAAUAUUUGCAAAGUUAAAAAAAUAAGAGGACAAUGUUCUCCGUAAUAGAGAAAGAUGCUUAUGAUAUCGCAAGUCUCAUAAUAAUGCUAAUAUGUAAGUUCAUCAAAUAAGAUGCCCAUACAAUCAUCGACAGGCCGAUUUCUUUUGCAAAUACGUCAUUUUUCAAUGAAAAUAAUGUAAUCAGUUUUUAACAAAAAUUUUAGUCUAUUGACAUCGGCAAGGAGCUAAAAUUUCUCGUUCACUUUUUUCAUUUUAUUUAUAUAUACAUUAUUUAUUACUUUGAAUUUUUUAUAGUUUUUACAAGUCCUUAGUUUAUAGCAAUCAAAUCGAUCUGAAUCAAAGUUGCGACAACACUUGAGGUCACAUUUUCUUAUAAAUAAUUAAAAGCGCGCGUUGAUAUGCGUGCGCUGUGCCAAAUGUCUUUUUUAUUUUUCAUGUUUUCACUGUCUGAGAUUCGCAGUUCUGUAAAAUAUUUGAACUGUUGAUCAGCUUGAAAACAUACUAGAUGACAUUCGUUUUUUAGUAGUGUAAUCUCAUCCCUUUUCACGAACGAUUCACGUUUUUAUAUCAAGAUAAAAAUGCUCAAAUACCGUGGCAGCCAAUUCAAGUGUUCGAAAGCAAAGUUUCUACGACAGCUAAAUAUCCGACAUUCAGAAAUGAAUUCAGGAUAAUCUACGGAAAAAAUUCAAAUUUGCGCAUACGUUCAAUCAAAUUCGUUAUAAAAAUUAAAAUUUAAAAAUCAAUCAAUUAUAUGUAUUUUCCACCAAUCGCACAUGUUACACUGCCAAAUCUUUCUAUCCUGUUUUCAUCGAUAGAGAACUGAAAUCUAUUACGCUUAAUUUUUACAGGGCGCAUUUAGAUACUUUGCGCGUUAGGUAAAAAGACUCAUAAUAUGCGAGCAAAAACUUUUGUGGCUCUUGCUGGUUUUUUCUAUCAAUUUCUAUAUAGAUUUGUCAAGUAUCUUUUUCGACGAUAAUUCUUUCUUUUUCGCGUGACGAAUUUACUAUCGUCUGGACUAUAAUGUCAAACGUCGUAUCUCGACGGAAUCUCAACGAGAUUAACUUGUAAGAUUAACUUGUAAGAGGUGUGCUAUUUUAGAUUAACACCGACUGUAUAUAAUUAUAUACUUUUCUUAAAUUCUAUUACAUGUAUUAUAAUAUAUUUUUUAAAAAUUCUGUACAUAUAUUAUAUAUCAACGUAUUAUAUGCACAUGAUCAACACUUAUGCAAACAAAUAAAUUCGUCCAAUCGAAACUGCCGAGCUUUUGUGUAUGAAAAUUCCGUGCCACGAAUGCGAUACGCGUGAUUAUUUUGCAUAUUGUAGCACACACGGAAGAUACGAAUAUAUGAUGCAUGCGAGAUAUACAUGACGAUAUGUAAAUUUUAUGACUACUAUAUUCGUUAUAUAAUAAACGGAAGG
This is a messenger RNA of Linepithema humile (Argentine ant), 3675 nucleotides long. It is a transcript of the gene fz, whose product is annotated as frizzled. Gene Ontology annotation, biological process: non-canonical Wnt signaling pathway; canonical Wnt signaling pathway. NCBI's taxonomy places the organism in Eukaryota, Metazoa, Arthropoda, Insecta, Hymenoptera, Formicidae. Gene Ontology annotation, molecular function: Wnt receptor activity; Wnt-protein binding. The record is from RefSeq and is a predicted model, not a curated record. Gene Ontology annotation, cellular component: plasma membrane.